AUGUUCACCGUCAUUGAUGGCAAGGUACAUCUAGAGGAGUAUGCCCCUGACGACGUGAACCCUGAAGUUCGCGUCGUCUUUCGCCAGGAUUCUGCCAUUGCAGAGGAAGCCAUGACUCGAAUUCUUCGGAGGCCGUUCUCUUUGCGGCACGAGCUCUCGGCCCGGUGGGUUAUUUUGCAAGAUGCAAAAGCAUUCAGAAUAUAUAUUGUUGCGCACCAUAUCGUCAUGGAUGGGCAAGCCAUGACCAAUAUCUCGCGCGAAUUUCUCGCUUUACUCGACGACCCCAAGGAAGUUUUGCCUUCGGUAGUAGCGUUCAAUACCAUGCACAUGGCAGAGCGAGCCUGGGCCAUGUCCCAAGCGUACCUCGAUAAUCAGAGAGUCCUUCUCGACCAGGUCCGCGGCAAGAGUAGCACGCCCUGGGAGGCGAAAGUAGCGAAGCCGAGCACAUCGAGCGACAGUUACCGAAAGAUUGACUCUUGGUGCACGUUCCGGAAAUCUGAACUCGAUGUCUGGAGUCAGAUGUUCCGGACGUCAUGGUUCCGCGUGGCCACCGCAUUGGUAGGGCUUCUUGUCGUGGAUAAAGCAAAGCCUCAGUUUGGAAAAGACGAGGUGCUGUCCAUCGGUUUCGGAAGCCGACCAAAGGGGAUGGGCGCCUGCAUCGGCCAGUUUGCCAAUGCGCUGCCUGUCAAGGUACCCCUGUGGGACGUCCUGCAUCAAGCUGAUGGCUCUUUCAAGGCCCUCGUCUCAGCCGUGGGAAAGAACAUUAGCGCUGUCAAGAGGGCGGAGCUGUUUCCUGCCGUCGACGUUGUUCGAUCCUGUCGCGAUCUCAAUAUUGACUACAGCCCGCCGCGAGUGACCGUCACCUACUCCCCCAAGCUGGCCAGGUCAGAAUGUCGACUAUUUCCAGUUGAAGGGUCAUGGGAUUUGUUCUUUUGCUUCCUCGAGUAUGAGGAUGAUGUAAAACUUGGUGUCAUCUAUAAUCCGCAGAUCUUCUCAGCCGCCACUUUGAAGGCGAUGAAGACGCAAUUUGACGAGUUCUCGGCGAUCAGCAAGGUUGAAGGUGCGACAUUGACAGAGAUGCUACCAUGGCUGCCGAGGCACGCCAAUCUACCCAUGCGGUCGCCACAGCGUCCGGCCAACCCUCUCAAGCACGUUCACCACUGGUUUGACGCUCACGCCGAGUCGUGCCCAGAUAGUUUAGCACUUUAUUCCAGCGAGCUUGCUCUUUCGAUGACAUAUGGAGAGCUGUAUACCUCUACCGAGGCGAAAGCAAAAUUUCUGAGAAACAAUGAUAUCGGCCGGGGACACAAGGUGCUCAUCAACCUCCCCAGAGGAUUCGCCAUAAUCGAAUGGAUUUUUUCCAUCCUAAAGUGCGGCGCAGCUUUCGUGUACUUGGACGUUGAUGCCACGACGAAGCAACGCACUGCCAUCAUAGCGAACUGUAAGCCAGCCUUGGUCAUCGACGAGUCUCUGGUGCAGGAAGUUGUAUCAUUUCGGGACGGCAAAGACAUUUCCAUGGAACAAGCCAAGUUUGCCACUGCGGAUGACGAUCUGGCUUACAUGAUCUACACCUCCGGUUCGACCGGUGAGCCCAAGGGGGUGAUGGUCGAGCAUGGCAGCUUGUCGGCGUUUACACGCGCCUCUACGGAGAUUUUCGAGCUCGGCUUCGGCACUCGUACUCUGCAGCUUGCGUCGUUUUCCUUUGAUGCAUCCAUACUGGAGUGGAGCAGCACUCUGUGCAGCGGAGGCUGCCUAUGCUUUUCUCAGCAUCCGAAGCAGCUUGUGGGUGAGUAUCUUGGCGAAGUCAUCGAGAAGAACUCUAUCUCUUUCCUUCAGAUCACCCCUACAGCGCUGGAGACGUUGCCCCUUACAAUGGAACUGCCGAGUCUGCGACAGAUCUCAGUGGGAGGAGAAGCGCCAUCUCGUGAGAUCUUUGCCAAGUGGCAUCCACGAGUAAACCUCGUCAACGCGUAUGGGCCCACGGAGGCGACGAUAGCGGUGUCGUUUGAGAAGCUGGAUAAAUCGGAGAGACUUCCAGAUGCCAUCACUGCGGGUCACAUCAACCAAGAGAUGGACGUCCACAUUUGCGCCGAGGGGUUCGGCUCCAUCGUCAAAGCCGGCGUUGAAGGUGAAAUCUGCGUGUCUGGGCCUCAGGUGGCGAGGGGAUACUGUGACAUGCCGGAGGCAACAGCCAAGAACUUCGCCGUGCAUUCUACCGGGGUGCGCAUGUAUCGUACUGGCGACCACGGCAUGAUGCUCGAAAACGGGUCCUUGCUGGUCAUGGGCCGAAUCGACAGAGAAAUCAAGGUGCGCGGUUUCCGCAUUGCGGCGGAAGAGAUCGAAGUUGCCAUCAUGGAUUCCAAUGUGGGCAUCCAAGAGGCCUCAGUUCAGCUAUCGGCCAAUGGUCUCGAGAUGCUGGCAUUUGUGGCGCCCAAGAUGGUCUCGCCCGAAGGCCUUCGAGAUAGCCUGAAGCUGGUACUGCCCAGCUACAAGAUUCCGUCCAGAAUCUAUGUCGUGGAUGAUUUGCCAAAGAACAUCAACGGCAAGAUUGACCAUAGAAUGGUCAGGAAAAAUCGGGAAGAGCUCAUUCGAUCCCAUGCUCCAGAAGCCGUCGAAUUCUUGGACAGCGAAAGUGAAGUCGACACCGAUGUCUUCGAUGCUUCCGGGGAUGAAGCGGUGGUUGGGAAAAUCUGGCAGGAUGUUCUGGGAAUGGCAUGUCCUCCGCCAAGCGACGUCAACUUCUUUGACAUUGGCGGUCACAGUCUCCUCGUUCCGAAGCUGCAUGAUAAGCUCAAGGCAGCGUUCCCCGACAAACCUGUUCGACUCGUGGAGCUGUUCCACAAGUCGACCAUCAGCAGCCAAGCGGUCAUUUUCGGGGCGCAGAGCAGUCCAGCUCGUGGAGUCCGUCGCAGGACCAAGACGCCGAUCGUGAAGACGCCCAUGUCGACAGGCUCAUCGGCGUCGACUGCAAAUGACACUCCUCCAUGGACAAGAACGGCGGCCACGUCUGUAACCGAUGUCGCCAACACACCGGAGCUUGCCAUCGUCGGAAUAGCAGGACGCUUCCCGGGGGCGCAGAACGUCGAUGAAUUCUACCAGAUGCUCAUGGACGGAAAGUCAGGGGUCCAGCAAUCUCCAUCGGCGACCGAUCGAGAGACUUUGCCAGGAAAUGUCUGGGUUCCCAAGGCGGGCGUGCUGGACAAGAUCGAAGACUUUGACCACGAGUUCUGGAAGCUGACGGAGGAGGACGCUACCGAGAUGGAUCCCCAGCAGCGGCUAUUCAUGGAGGUCGUGUACGAGGCCCUCGUCGACGCAGAUAUAGACACAAGCAUCAUGGACGGUGGGCGGAUCGGAAUGUUCGUGGGCGCCGCAAACCACGCGUACCAUCUCCAAACCGAGUCUGUCGCGACGGAUGCCUUUCUGAGGGAGAACCGCGGCUUUGUCGCUCCGUCCAUCUCGGCUCGUACGGCGUACCAUCUAAACAUUAGGGGCCCAAACGUCACCAUCCAAACUAACUGCGCCAGCAGCACGGUGGCAUUGUCGCAAGCGUUUGAUGCCAUCCGACUUGGACGAUGCGACAUGGCCGUAGUGGGAGGCGUUUCUGUGCAGCUCUACGAGGGGGGGUAUGUCACGCAACAGGGGCAAAUCUUUUCUCCAAGAGGCGAAUGCAACCCAUUUGACUCUCGGGCCGAUGGAACGGUUCCCGCAGAUGCGGUUACGGCUGUCGUGCUGAAACGAUACUCGACCGCCGUCGUCGACGGCACACCUGUCUAUGCCAAAGUGCUCGGGACCGGCAUCGGUUCAGACGGAGCGCUGGACAAGGCUGGAUAUCAGGUCCCAUCGCCCCGAGGGCAGGCGGACGUGAUCAAAUCGGCGUGGGUUGUUGCCGGAUUGACUCCAGAAAGGUUGAAAUACGCCGAGAUCCACGGAAGCGGCACGCCCAUCGGAGACGCACUCGAGCUUGAAGGUCUCCGUCUGGCCAUGACGGAGCUAAGUUGCAAGGCGCGACGGUUCACCGUUGGGUCGACGAAAGGAAACAUUGGCAAUGCCCAGCACGCAUCUGGACUGGUCUCUCUCGUCAAGCUGUGCAAGUCGAUGCAAGCGGGGGUAGUGCCCGCCACCAAGGGGCUCGAGCAAAUGAACCCGAUGAUCAAUCCCGACCUGGACCUGGUGUUGGCAACGCAGCAAACAAAGCUGAGUCCCGACGACAUAUUGGCAGUCUCGGCCGCAGGAUGGGGCGGCGUCGACUCGCACAUCGUCCUGGGCUUUCCCGGCCAGCACAUGCUGAAGCGGACGACGAGGUUGAUUUCGGCGACGACUUUCAGGCGCAAGACGCUGAAAGCACCUCGUCUUUCACGGCAGACUCCGUCUUCAACCGAGAAUUCGACAUCGGUUGCGUCUCUCGUGUUUUCGAGAUGUGCAUCAGACAUCCUCGGGGUCGAAGUAGGUGCUGACACGGACCUGAAGAGGCAUGGCCUCGACAGCAAGUCAUACGUAGCCAUAGCCGGCGCAGCAUCAAAACAGCUCAACGGACCAUCGAUUGGCGUACGGGGCUUUCUCGCUCCAAUCUGCACGCCGUCUACGUUGGCGAACAUGUAUGACCAUCAGUUGUCAGCGUCUGGACGCCGGGAGCUGUCGUGUGCCAUGAUCCAAGAUGGCCAAGGAAUGACGAUAAUCUGUUUACCCGGUACGGGAGGAAGCUGUGCAGGAGCAACAUCGCUGCUGGAGUCGCUCCCGGAGGGCGUCAAGAUUCUCGUCCUGGAGCACCCGGGCGAUCCCUCAAGCGACCAAGUCGAGGGGUACGUCGAAGCCGUCGGGCCUCACGUGGCAUCGUCCAAGAUGCUCCUAGUCGGCAUAUCGGCAGGCGGUCUCUCCGCAUUGCACCUAUCUGCUGCGCUCAGGACGAGGUACAACAUGUCGAUGGGGGACAUUGGCUUGGUGGCGCUGGACAGUCCUCGGAUCGACACAUGGCCGGGCCUCGAGAUGGGAUCAGUCGGUCACGCGGCAUUCAUCGGAGCAUCUGCCGGGCAAAUGGGGACGGAUGAGCUGGUAAGGACCCAGUGGGAGAAGGCGGUUCCUGGCAUCGAGAUGCACGAGCUGGCGUGCGGACACGUUGAAAUCUGGGGUAGAUGCCAGGCAUCCUCGACGGCUUCGUUGGUCAAGGACGUGAUGCUGAAGAUGGUCGGAUAG
Molecule: messenger RNA, 5190 nt
Organism: Drechmeria coniospora
Lineage: Eukaryota; Fungi; Ascomycota; Sordariomycetes; Hypocreales; Ophiocordycipitaceae
Product: amino acid adenylation domain protein
Exons: 8
Coding region: 1-5190 (1729 amino acids)
Biological process (GO): amino acid activation for nonribosomal peptide biosynthetic process; secondary metabolite biosynthetic process
Cellular component (GO): cytoplasm
Molecular function (GO): phosphopantetheine binding; acyltransferase activity
Source: RefSeq, a predicted model, not a curated record